Hemibagrus wyckioides is the source of this 2014-nucleotide messenger RNA. Its product is annotated as protein phosphatase 1 regulatory subunit 3C-B-like. Gene Ontology annotation, molecular function: glycogen binding; protein phosphatase 1 binding. Gene Ontology annotation, biological process: regulation of glycogen biosynthetic process. The coding region runs from base 235 to 1218 and encodes 327 amino acids. Lineage: Eukaryota; Metazoa; Chordata; Actinopteri; Siluriformes; Bagridae. The record is from RefSeq and is a predicted model, not a curated record. The transcript has 3 exons. Gene Ontology annotation, cellular component: protein phosphatase type 1 complex.
GUGUUGCAGCUUAUUGAGGAACACCUAUAAUCAUGAAGCAUAUUGUGUGACGCUUGCAGAUGAUAUACAGGACCAGCAGCGCACUAGCAGGAUCUUACGGUUGUGUUUUCAUCAGAAGAGUUAUAGACUAAAGCCACAAGGCAAAUACACACAACCAAAACAAACUUCCUGCUGAAGAGUAAAAGUAUCAGUGGACUUUUUUUGUGAGAGACACUGAUCUUUCCAGACGCAGGAAUGUGUGCAGCAAAAGUCAUGCCACUGGAUCUGUCCAUGCACACGCGCCUGAGUCGCCAUGCUUCACUGGAAAAUCUUCUGGGAUUGUCCACGUUUAGAUCCCAUCGUACUGUCUCCAGACCUAGCACAUACGAUUCUCUGCGUCCCAAAAGUCCUAGAUCCCCACAGACUCCCAUCUCCCCUUUGAGCACCCUAAACUUUACGAGCCCUUGGGGGACGCUCAAAAAGAAAAAACGAGUGGUGUUUGCAGACGAUAAAGGACUGCCUCUUACUGCGGUGAGGAUCUUUGAAUCAGAUCCCCCGAUCUCUGAAGUGGAGGAGAUUUCUCCACCUUUCAAAUUCCAGACAGAGUCAUCUGUGCAAAACAAGAAGCUUCGUCUCCGCUUGGGGUUCACUCAGCCUUCUGCCGAUUUCCCAUCAUUCCUUGAAAGCCUGACAAAAUCUCUGGUGCGUCUGGAGAGCUGCACCUUGAUCUAUGGAUCGCUACUCGGAAAGGUGAGGGUCUGCAACGUCAGUGCAGAGAAAGCUGUGCAUAUCCGCAUCACGCACGACUCGUGGAGAAGCCAACAGGACAUCCCGUGUACCCCUAUCCAAGAGAAGAACGGAAGCUCCGAGACAGAAAUGUUCAUCUUUAACGUUCCUGUUCCUUUCUAUCCCAAUGCAGAGGAUCGCCUGGAGUUCUACGUGACAUACCGUCUAGGAUCUGGCAACACGCUUUUGUUCGACACCAAUGGUGGACAAAACUAUCGAAUUCUUGUGGAGGACAUGGACUCAGAAGAAGUGGUGGAAAAAACGGUUGAGAAAAAACCCUUGAGGACCCUGAACAUCCAAAGCCCUCUGACGCUGAGAAACGGUCCCGCUCCAUACAAACCUACAAGCUAUAACUCAAACAUUUACUCCAAAAAUAUGCUGAAGACCUGGAGUAGGCAAGAGAACAUUAUCCCAAGAAGUUACUCACCUCCUGAUGCUGAGAAAUCCUUCUAGCAUGAGUGAUGGGUUUUGUGUAUAUUUGUCCAUUCUUAUUUUCAUCAGCAGUAGCUUUUGCCUUAGGCAGACAUCAAGAAUGAGCAAAAAAAAUCAGACAGACAGACGCUUAUGUUCGUGCCAAUUCUCUGCACUUCAUCAUGCUUGUAUUAGUCAGCGACAAGUCAGUGGUGAGACAGCGAGAUAGAUGUCUCUCUCUCUCUGGAACACUGUACACCUGUAAAACCAGAUGAGAAUUUUCUGAUAAGCGCUUUAUCACGGUCAGCCAAUUUCAAGCUGUGAGGGUCUUUCACUUCCUGUGAGGUAGCUGCACUCUAGCUCCGGUGGUGAAAUGCCUUGUAAUAUAACUGUAUAUAAAUGUGUAACAUAUAAUAAUAUGACUCUGUUUAAAUAUAUCUGUUUUCUAUGAAUGUUUGUUUAUGGAAAUAAAUAUUAAAGGCGCAAAUAAAUAUGUAUUCAAAUGUAUACAAGCAUGACUGUUUAUUUGGUGCUAGCAUUCGUCCACAAAAAUGAAAUAUGACUAGAUCAUUUGUCUUUAUGGCUGGUUUAAAAUGAUGGAGAUGCAAAAAGGAGACAGAAGACCAUGGGUUAUCUUCUGCACUGGGAAUAAAAUUCAACUUUACUCAGUUUUCCAUCUCCAAAUUUCCUCCUUUAGCUUCCCACUGGAAAUAUGAGGCUGAUAUCUUUAAAUUAUUUUCUAAACACACACACACAAUUUACUUUGCUCAUUUAAUCUACACUGGAAAUAUCUUUUAAACUCACUACACUGUCUUUGGCAAGUCCCCCUUAAAGCAUA